This is a messenger RNA of Magallana angulata, 3353 nucleotides long. Its product is annotated as DNA helicase MCM9-like. Gene Ontology annotation, biological process: double-strand break repair via homologous recombination. Gene Ontology annotation, molecular function: single-stranded DNA helicase activity; ATP binding; ATP hydrolysis activity. Lineage: Eukaryota; Metazoa; Mollusca; Bivalvia; Ostreida; Ostreidae. Gene Ontology annotation, cellular component: nucleus; MCM complex. Bases 99 to 3323 code for a protein of 1074 amino acids. The record is from RefSeq and is a predicted model, not a curated record. The transcript is spliced from 19 exons.
GUUUACCUUUUUCAUUUAUCUUUUAUCUGCGCGCGAAUAAUGAAAGUAUGUAAACUGUUUUUGUCUUUAAUUUCGUGAUAUCUCUCGAAAAUAGGAGAAUGGAAGUGGAAGACUCUUCUGGCGAUCAAUGCAAAGAAUUGAAAGAUGCAUUGUUGGCGUUCUCCCUGGAGCAUUACAAAGAUGACUUGGUUGAUAUACUACUUCUUGAGGAUCAAAACGACCAUUUUUCCAUCUCAGUAAAUGCCUUGACCCUCUUUGAGAACAACAUGAUGGUUUGUGACGUAUUGUUGUCCUCCCCGGAGAAGACCUUGAACUUCUUUGACCUUGCCCUUAUGGAGGCUCAGAGCGUCAUCAUGGAAACACACCAACAGAAAGAAGACAUGGGUGUGAAGAAGAACAUCCAUGCUCGAGUUAUGUCCCUUCCAGUUUGUCCAGAACUACACAGAACUUCUGUACCCAGGGCAGGAGACGUUGGAAGUUUUCUGGCCAUUACAGGAACUGUAAUAAGAACUACAGUUAUGAAAAUGUUGGAGCAUGAGAGAGAUUUCCUUUGCACCAAGUGUAGAAAUGUGUGCUCGGUCCAGGCAGACUUAGAGCAGUUUUUCAAUCUUGCCAAACCUAGCAAGUGUUCCAAUGAGACCUGUAACUCUACAAACUUUACCCCACUGUGUGAUACAGGUGGUCAGCCCCAGAAGUGUCGGAAUUACCAGGAGAUAAAAAUUCAGGAACAAGUGCAGCGUCUGGCAGUGGGGACCAUUCCAAGGUCAAUGUGGGUGGUAGUUCUGGACGACCUCGUGGAUAAAUGUAAAGCGGGUGAUGAUGUCAUCAUCUGUGGAACAGUGAGAAGAAGAUGGCGUCCAUCAGCUGUUGACUCUCGUUGUGACAUAGAGAUGGUUCUGGAGGCAAACCACAUCCUGGUCACUAACGAACAGCGAAACUCUGUCCUGGUCACACAGGAGCUGAAGUCAGAGAUCAUGAAAUUUUGGGAAGAUAAUAGAAAUGAUCCCCUGAGUGCCAGGAAUCAGAUACUGGCCAGUCUAUGUCCCCAGGUGUAUGGUCUGUAUGUGGUCAAACUGGCUGUGGCUCUGGUACUAGCCGGAGGGGUACAGCGUGUGGACGAGUCAGGCACUCGAGUUCGGGGAGAAAUCCAUAUGCUGAUGGUAGGAGAUCCAGGAACAGGAAAAUCUCAGUUUUUAAAGUAUGCUGCCAAGAUAACGCCAAGAUCAGUGCUGACGACUGGGAUAGGCAGUACCAGUGCUGGACUGACAGUGACAGCUGUCAAGGACGGUGGCGAGUGGCAGCUAGAGGCUGGAGCUCUUGUGUUGGCGGAUGGAGGGUUGUGUUGUAUUGAUGAAUUCAGCAGUAUCAGAGAACACGACAAGGCCAGUAUCCAUGAAGCAAUGGAACAACAGACAAUCAGUGUGGCCAAGGCUGGUAUGGUGUGUAAGCUGGAUACCCGCACCACUAUUUUAGCAGCAACUAAUCCUAAAGGACAAUAUGACCCUAACCAGAGUCUAAGUGUGAACAUCGCCCUGGCCAGCCCUCUCCUCAGUAGAUUUGACCUCGUCCUUGUAAUGUUGGACUCCCAGAAUGAAGAAUGGGACAGAGUGGUCUCCAGCUUCAUCCUAGAAAACAAAGACCCCUUAGGUGAUGUUGAUCCAAAGGCAGUCUGGAGUAUGGAGAAAAUGCAGGCUUAUCUCUCUUUGAUAAAAACCAUCAACCCUGAACUGACUGCAGAUGCCAUUAGAGUACUCGGUCAGUAUUACAAGGCACAGAGGUCAGCUGACGACCGCAAUGCCGCCAGAACCACGAUGCGUCUUCUACAGAGCAUGAUUCGACUUUCACAAGCCCAUGCUCGGCUGAUGUUCCGAGACCUGGUGACUGUGGAGGAUGCUGUUGUCGCUGUCACUCUGAUGGAGUCCACCAUGCAGGGAGCUGCUCUACUUGGUGGUGUUAAUGCUCUACAUACUGCUUUUCCUGAGGAUGCCAUUGAGGAAUACAAAGUGCAAGCUGACCUGGUUUUAAACAGAUUAGAUUUACCAGAUCUUCUGCAACAAGAAAUUGAAAGAAUAACAGUUCUUGAGGAAGCUAAAACAGAAGAGGCUUCUAACACACAAGCACAAGAAACAAAUACAUGUAUACAGCAAAUAAAGCAACAAAGUGAACAAAGUCCGAAACAACAGCAAGGCAAUCAGUUGUUGAUGUCCCAAGACAAAAAUAAAGAAGAUGAAGGGAAGAAAAGCCAGCAAAUCAGUAAUAAACUGUUUAGAACUGAGGACAAAGUGUGUGAUACGUCCCUCCAGGAUCUGUUCAAUUUAAGCACUGUAGAGGAUUAUGGGUCCCCAAAGUCAGACGAUCGGCCAAUGACCUCGACCCAAAUUCCAUCUGCUGAACCAAGGAGGUCAUUUGAUGUAUCUGAGGUUACCUGUUCUGUGACCAGUGUUAAUCCGAAGAUCCCGUCUCCCGUUUCCACAGGACAGAUUAUGGAGGUACAAUAUAAAGAAAAUGGUGGACAUGAUCAGGAUGAAAAUGUUGAAAAAUCUGAAACACAAGCUGGAAAACUGGUUUAUACCAAAGACAGAGAUCACAAAAUGUUGAUUAGAAAACAAAAGAACAAAAAUUUAGUUACAAAUUUGAAGCAGAUGAUGGAGGCACAAAAAGAUACAUGUAGUGAAUCAAAAGAAACAUCUGUUCAACAUGGUGUCCAUGAUGAGGAAAAAGCAUCGCAGCAAAGAAAUAAAAAAACAAGAAGUCCCAAAAAAAACAGUGCAGGGGAUAGUUCCUUACAAGAAUCAUGUGUUGUUGGGAAUUCUUAUGAAGAAUCAGAUAAUAAAAAGGGAAUUUCUCCAUCUACACUAACCAAACUAAAGAAAUUUCAAAGGAUAGAGGCAACUACAGAUUCCACAGAUACUAGUGAUAAUAGUGAUAAAAGCUUCAAUAAACCGCAGAGUAAAGAAAACCAAGGUCCAUUGAGUGGAUACAGUGAAACUAUGACAACCAAAGGAGAGGCACUAUCUCAGAGUUUUGAUGAAAAACAACAGCCAUAUUCCAAAAAUAUUUUUAGAGUGGAUAAGAAAACAGUGACAAACAUGAAUGAUUCUCUAGACGAUUUACUGAAUUCUCCAGAAUCUACAAAACUAUCGGUUCCAGAGAAAUUAAACAGCAGUGCUGUAAAAUCUCUGACUUCAGGUCCAUCAUGGUUAACUAAAGUUCAGUCUCUAAAGUCUCCAUUAUUUAAGUUGGACAAUGGGGACAAUGAUGAUUUAGAUGAUUUAGACAUUGACUUUGAUUUUAAUCCCUCAAAAAGAGUCAAAAUUGGAUAAUAAAAUAAAUACAAAAUACAAAAACUGUCA